AUGAUAAGAAUACCACCACCGCAUCCGCUGUUGCUGCCACCGCAUCUUGGUGCCACCUUUCCGGGCCUUUCUUCGUUCGCAUCUCAUCUGGCCGGUCUGAACGGCCUCACUCAUCAGCACCUGAACCAUCUAACGAGACUGACCCAGGAACAGGGCAACAGGCAUAUGUCUGCCUCGCCCAUGUCCUCGCCAGGCUUAGACGAUCGUAAAGAGGAGGCUAGGUGCACCAUACCCGGUUGCGAGCGUGUUUUUGGCUCCAGGGCCGUGCGGGACGCGCAUUCCAGGGAUCCCCAGGCCCACCGCGAUUUGCCGAUCCUAUCCACCAGCAGCGGCUCGUGA
Messenger RNA from Formica exsecta, 339 nucleotides. RefSeq names its product zinc finger protein basonuclin-2-like. The transcript is spliced from 2 exons. NCBI's taxonomy places the organism in Eukaryota, Metazoa, Arthropoda, Insecta, Hymenoptera, Formicidae. The record is from RefSeq and is a predicted model, not a curated record. The coding region runs from base 1 to 339 and encodes 112 amino acids.